CUCUAUAACUUUCCGUCCGAAACUUUUCCCGAAAACGUGCGCAAUUAUUCAGGGAAACUUUAAAUUCCGAGAACUGUAAAAUUCGAUCCAUGUUAUCCUACUCCUGAGGGAUGCGAUUUCGGUAUCGGAUUUAAUUUGUGAUUUAUGACGUACUUUAAGUUCGUGCAUUCAGACUGGCAGGAAAUAUGGCUGCCGCUGUGGAAAGUUCUUCUUCGAAUCAAAGGUAUUAUUGCCACCAAUGCGAUCAAAAUAUAUCUCCAACGAUACCGGACUAUACAUGCCCAGAGUGCAAUUUAGGAUUUAUUGAAGAGUUAAAAAAUGAUGAUGAUAUGGACGUAGAUGAGUCAAAUAGGAAUGAACCUGAGAACCCUUUUUCAUUUAUGAUGAGAAGCAUUGAGCCUGGAAGAAAUGAGAUCCGUCUCAGCAGACCGCCUAGAAGAAGGAGAGUUCACAUGCGAACGAGACCUGGGGGAUCACAGGAACAACAAUUUGGACAUUUUGCAGCUCUUGAUCAGCUUCUUCAAUUAUUUAAUCAAAGACCAAGGCCACCAGGCAUGUCUGGUGGGGAAUCAUUUGGAGCACCUGGUGGUUUCCUAAAUUUACUCCAUAUCCAUGGCAACCCAGCAGACUAUGCGUGGGGUGGCAGAGGACUGGACUCAAUUAUUACUAGGUUACUCGACCAAAUGGAAGGGUCUGGUCCACCCCCGGCGGACGCAACACAGAUCGAGUCGCUACCCACAGUAAAAAUUACUAAAGAAGAUGUUGAUGUAAGUUUAGAAUGUCCUGUAUGUAAAGAAGUGUUUAGUUUGGACGAAGAAGUUAAAAAAUUACCGUGUAAACAUUAUUUCCACGAGGAUUGUAUAACCCCGUGGCUGAAAAAGCAUGACUCGUGUCCAAUAUGUCGACUUAGUUUAAAUGGUAGAAAUAACAUGCAAAGCGAGGAACGUGUCGAGGAACUUUAAUUUGCGCGCGAGUGGGCACAUCACGUUCCACGCGAGACAAUACGAAAAAUAUGUAAAGUAUCGAGAAAUAUAUAGACGAUGUAAAUAUAGAAUGGAAACUUUUGCGUUUAGUAAACGAGUGUCCUUGA
This is a messenger RNA of Dendronephthya gigantea, 1090 nucleotides long. RefSeq names its product E3 ubiquitin-protein ligase RNF126-B-like. The record is from RefSeq and is a predicted model, not a curated record. Gene Ontology annotation, biological process: protein ubiquitination. Gene Ontology annotation, molecular function: ubiquitin protein ligase activity. Gene Ontology annotation, cellular component: cytoplasm. NCBI's taxonomy places the organism in Eukaryota, Metazoa, Cnidaria, Anthozoa, Malacalcyonacea, Nephtheidae. The transcript has 11 exons. The coding region runs from base 186 to 962 and encodes 258 amino acids.